UAAUUAAAGUAGCAUUACACAUGAAUAUGGCUGGAGCACGUCUUAACUUUGCAUUUUACUUUGUUGUUGUCCUAGCUGCAACUACUGUUACUAUGUCUCGUUCACCAAAGCUGCAAGCAAUGGGUGCGCGCGACAUGUCAGUUGAUAUUGUGGCCAUUGAACAAAAAUUAAUUCCGGUUGGUGAUAUUGUAACUUGCUUGAAAAGAUGCUACGUGCAGAGUGAUUGCAAUGAUGGAUGGCUUUGUUCAGAUUGCGCGAACGAUGCAUUUGAUCAAGGUGGAAAGCAUUGCGACAAGUUUACUGCUUCUGGACAAGGAUAUUUCGCCAUGCUCAGUCGUAGUCAAGUUAAUUAAGGAAGUCAUGAGUUUGCAGUUUGAAUCAAGAAAUAAGUUCGUUGCUUUAUUAUGUUAUGUGUUAGUCUCUCGUUACCUUUGUUCUUCUUUGUGUAAUAAAUAAUACUAGGAGAACUUUUAUGGUUGCUUUACAAUAAGUUAGUUAAUGUGAGCAAUUUGGCUUGUGAUUG
Messenger RNA from Solanum tuberosum (potato), 523 nucleotides. RefSeq lists its product as uncharacterized. The coding region runs from base 21 to 353 and encodes 110 amino acids. NCBI's taxonomy places the organism in Eukaryota, Viridiplantae, Streptophyta, Magnoliopsida, Solanales, Solanaceae. The record is from RefSeq and is a predicted model, not a curated record. The transcript is spliced from 2 exons.